GCGGGAUAGGUUGUUGGGAAGGCGGAAGGUUUGAAUGGUCCAAACCUGCGGCUGUUGUUCUGCUCCGCGGCUGUAACUUAGACCCUCGGAGGAGAGAAGCCGCAAAAUCGCAAGUGAAAUUGUAGUGUAAAUCUCAUACUGAAGCUUGAGGUAAGACCGGAACCAGAGCCCCACAAACGGGAAUUCAGGGGACCCAAGGUAUCGUCGCGAGUUAGGAGAACUGAGUUCCUUCGGGUCCGGAGUCACAAGCUGCAGUUCCAAACAAGUCAAAGCCAUCUUUUUAUUUCCGCUUUAAAGUCUUGACGUUUCCUCUCGUGCUCGGAGACUAUGUCUGCUGAGCUCACUUCAUCCACAAGGGAGGAAGGAAGUCCUGGCAGAGGACCCAGUUUUAGAUCCCAUCAGAGGAAGAUAUUAAACUUGCUUCUGGAGAGAGACACUUCCUUCACCAUCUAUCCAGAUCUCCCUGGAACUCCAGUGGACAAACUCUUCGGUGAUUCUGGAAACCAAAGCGUUCUGUCUGGAGGAACCCCAAAACGUUGCCUUGAUCUUUCGAAUCUUAGCAGUGGGGAGAUGUCUGCGACUCAGCUUACAGCUUCUGCAGACCUUGAUGGAACUGGUAGAGAGAAGGAAGGUCCUUUGGAUUCUUCAGGACCUCAGGAAAUACAGUUAGCUUGGAGGAAUCAUCACAAGCACCUUAUAAAAUGCAGCCCAGGACAGCCGCUUUGUAGCACUCCAAAGGCUUUGGACCAUGGCAACCAGAAGACAGAUGCGAUAUGUAGCUCAUCCACAAAUAAAGAAAAUGAAAACAAGGCUUUGAAGCCCUUGGAAUGCGGGUCUCCCAAGAACCUGAAGUUCCAAAAGAAAUCAGGGGGCCCUUACAUGUCUCCCCUUUCUUCACUGGACAAUGGAAACCUGGUGGAAAGUGAAAUGAAGUAUCUGGGCAGUCCCAUCGCUAUAGUUCCAAAAUUGGGUAAAAAUCUAAAACUAGGAAAAGACCAGGCAGAGGAGAUUUCAGAUGAAUUGAUGGAGUUUUCCCUGGAAGAUCAGGAAGAGUCCAAGGGCUUAGGUCUGAGGAAGACAGUCUCUCUCUGUGACAUUAAUGCCACUCAGAUGCUGGAGGCAGCUUCUAACCAGGGGUACCUGACUGGGGAUUUCUCCAAGGUAUGUGCACUGCCAACCGUGUCAGGGCGACACCAAGAUCUGAAGUACAUCAGCCCGGAAACAGUGGCUGCCUUACUGUUGGGGAAAUUCCAGGGCCUGAUUGAAAAGUUUUACAUCAUCGAUUGCCGCUAUCCGUAUGAGUACCUCGGAGGACACAUCCAGGGAGCCUUAAACUUGUUCAGUCAGGAGGAACUGUGUAACUUCUUUCUGAAGAUGCCUGUUGUCCCUUUGGAUGCCCAGAAGAGAAUCAUCAUCGUGUUCCACUGUGAAUUCUCCUCAGAGAGGGGCCCCCGAAUGUGCCGCUCUCUGAGAGAGGAGGACAGGGCCCUGAACCAGUAUCCUGCAUUGUACUACCCAGAGCUCUAUAUCCUCAAAGGGGGCUACAGAGACUUCUUUCCAGACUAUCCGGUGCUAUGCGAACCACAGAGCUACUGCCCUAUGCACCACCAGGACCAUAAGGCAGAAUUGCUGAGGUGUCGGAGCCAGAGCAAAGCAUGGGAAGGGAAGCGGCAGCUGCAGGAGCAGAUUGCCUUACUGGUGAAGGCUGGGAACCUACGAUAAUAGAUCAGCUGCUGGCUCCUUAGGAGUCACCAAAAGAUAAUGUAGAAAACCUGGGCAGGAAGAGGUCAACAGGCUGCCAAACAGAUGCAAUCCUAGUCUUGGGGAUUGGUUAGGUUUCGGCAGAAUUGCUGGCUGGUGGAGCUGACUCUGUAAGCUGUAGCCUUGGGUUGUAUUGGGGUGUGUGUUGCUUCAGGGAGUGUUUACAUUCUCUUUUUAACUAGAAGCCAGCCAGCUAGCUCUUUUUCUCCCUGAGCUUCCGGCUAUGCAAGAGAGUUACCACAUUCUUUCUCUGUAUUUUCCUUCUUUGUUUCCCCCCCUCUCUUUUUAUUAAGUGGAAAAAUAAACAUUGUAGAAUGAGA
This is a messenger RNA of Pipistrellus kuhlii (Kuhl's pipistrelle), 2081 nucleotides long. It is a transcript of the gene CDC25C, whose product is annotated as cell division cycle 25C. Gene Ontology annotation, molecular function: protein tyrosine phosphatase activity. Bases 328 to 1722 code for a protein of 464 amino acids. The transcript has 15 exons. Lineage: Eukaryota; Metazoa; Chordata; Mammalia; Chiroptera; Vespertilionidae. The record is from RefSeq and is a predicted model, not a curated record. Gene Ontology annotation, cellular component: nucleus; cytoplasm. Gene Ontology annotation, biological process: protein dephosphorylation; positive regulation of G2/M transition of mitotic cell cycle; G2/M transition of mitotic cell cycle.